UCGAGUAAUAAUAAUAAAAAUAAAAAAAAAGAGUGAAGUGCACUAAAGAAGGAAUAAAGCGAGAGGAGAAGAUGGUCGACAUCGUCCCAAAACACCUUCUUGUCUCUUUUGCUCUCUGUGUCUUUAUUCUUCUCAUUCUUCCAGUGGCCUUUUCAAAUAAUAAUGAUGCGGAAGAAGCAGAACCCGUAUCCUACCACGGAGGACCCUUAUUGGGUGGGUUCUUGAGAGUUGGCAUAGCCUGGUACGGUCCAAUUCCAAGGGUCGAAAGGAGAGCCAUUUUGUCGUUCUUCAGGUCCCUCAACACCAUCACCCCCACCGCCGAGAACAUACCCCAGGUGGCCACAUGGUGGAACAAGGUGGAGAGUUAUCAAGAAUCAGUACCAGGUGCAGUAGGUGCUCCCAAGAUCACGGUGAAGGUGGUAAACCAAGCCUUCCUGCAAGACUUCCCCUACGGAAAAGUCCUGAUCAAAGAUUUCAUCAAGGCCAUGAUCCCCACGGCAACCGCCGGAGUUCCAAACACCCUGACUCUCGUCGUAGCCUCCAAGGGCGUGACGGUGGCGGAGAUGUGUGCAGGAUCAUGCGCCCAGCACGGUGAGAUCGAUAAUCAAACUUAUGUUGCCGUGGGAAACCCGGUGGAGGAGUGCCCUGAAUGUGCAUGGCCAUUCGUCAUGAGCAAUGGAAAAGAAGGGCAAGUGAUGAUGCCACCAAGCGGAGAUCCCGGAGCAGAUGUGAUGGUGAAGUUGUUGGCCGGAGGGUUGGCCGGAGCAGUCACAAAUCCUAUGGGUGACGCCUUUUACUCAAGUGCACGAGGAAACCGUUUCUACGAAGCCACAAGCAAGUGCCCUGAUAUUUUUACCUCCGGCCCAAUACCCGUCGACCCCGUAUCCGGUGCUGCCUACAACGCUAUCGGCGAUAAGGGCACCAAGUUUUUGCUCCCUGCCAUUUGGGACCUCAAAACCAAUUCCUGUUGGACUCUUCUCUAGAUUCUUUUACUAUUUUAUUAACUUUCUAUUACUAUCAUAUCUCUCUCAGUAAUUUUUUUCACUGUAGAGAGAGUAUUUUUUUUGGAAGAUGAUAGUUUAACAAAAAAAUUUGACAAACUUUUUGACAA
Molecule: messenger RNA, 1111 nt
Organism: Vigna unguiculata (cowpea)
Lineage: Eukaryota; Viridiplantae; Streptophyta; Magnoliopsida; Fabales; Fabaceae
Product: protein EXORDIUM-like 4
Source: RefSeq, a predicted model, not a curated record